Messenger RNA from Ceraceosorus guamensis, 750 nucleotides. RefSeq names its product putative cyanate hydratase. Bases 151 to 645 code for a protein of 164 amino acids. NCBI's taxonomy places the organism in Eukaryota, Fungi, Basidiomycota, Exobasidiomycetes, Ceraceosorales, Ceraceosoraceae. Gene Ontology annotation, molecular function: DNA binding; cyanate hydratase activity. The transcript is spliced from 4 exons. The record is from RefSeq and is a predicted model, not a curated record.
CUGACCAAGGUGCCGAUUAGGAUCGAUCUUUGAGGGUAUAUAGAAAGCCCAAGCGGUAUUGUCACAGCAUCCCCCCGAUGCGUCAAGACCAUCCAGAGACUCAAACCCCAUCCUGAAUUCGUAGCACCCUCCAAUCCGUCGUCCGUCAUCAUGUCUGCCCCUCAAGCAACUGGCCAUCACCGUCCUACAGUGCUCGCGAACCAACCGCCUGUGAUCUCGGUACUGCACGAUGCCAAGAACAAGGCAGGCCUUAGUUUUGAACAGAUCGCAAAGGGAAUAGACAGGAGCGAAUGGUGGACUGCGGGUCUCUUCUAUGGCCAAGCAAAGCCCGAGAAAGAUGAUUUGGAGAAGCUCGCCAAAGUGCUCAGUAUCGACCAACAAUAUCUCGUCGAUGCUCUUGGCCCAAGCUUCUACCCUACUCGGGGAGUAGGAGAGUGGCCUCCUAAGGGUCCCGUCGUGUACCGUCUGUACGAAGCUCUUUUGGUAUACGGUCAUCCCAUCAAGGCCCUCAUCCACGAAAAGUUUGGUGACGGCAUCAUGAGCGCCAUCGACUUUACCGGAAGCGUCGAAAAGGAACCCAAUCCCAAGGGCGAUCGAGUCAAGAUCACCUUGAAUGGCAAGUUCCUUCCUUACACCAAAUGGUGAACGUGUACAGCUCUUGCCUCGCAUUGCAUCCGUUCCAGUUGACCCGUCUCUGGUCAUUGUCUGCCUUAUCUCGCAAUUGCAUGGGCUUCUGGUUUCUGCUCUCCA